Messenger RNA from Schizosaccharomyces osmophilus, 1212 nucleotides. It is a transcript of the gene rds1, whose product is annotated as ferritin related conserved fungal protein. The record is from RefSeq and is a predicted model, not a curated record. Bases 1 to 1212 code for a protein of 403 amino acids. The transcript has a single exon. NCBI's taxonomy places the organism in Eukaryota, Fungi, Ascomycota, Schizosaccharomycetes, Schizosaccharomycetales, Schizosaccharomycetaceae.
AUGGGAUUUUCAUUCACUGCAUCACUUUUAGCUGGUGCUGCUUUGGCCAAGGGUGUGCUUUCUGCUCAAGCUAUCCCUACCGAGUUCUCCGGUGUCGGUGGAGUUGCCGCUAAUUUGACUUACAAUGCUACAGGCGAUUUCAAUACUAGUACGCAGCCUGCAGCAUAUACUCCUGCUGGUGGUAUUGUUCCUUUGGAGCCUAGUCCAACUUAUGCUCCUUUGAGUGACUUUGACUAUCAAUCUCUCUCUUUAGCUUUGUACCACGAGUACUUUGAAUAUGAUCUCUUCAACUAUGGUCUUACCAGAUUCUCUGAUGAAGAAUUUGAUGCUGCCGGCAUUAACGCCGAAUACCGUCACUUGAUCCGCUUUAUGGCCCAACAAGAGCUUGGCCACAUCGAGCUUAUUUCUAACAUGCUUGGCCCUGAUGCUCCCAAGGCUUGCCAAUACAAGUAUGACUUCGACAGCGUAGGUGGUUUCUUGGACUUUGCUCAGAAGCAAACCCAAUGGACCGAAUCUGGUGUCUAUGGCUUCCUUGAGCACCUCGACUCCCGGGCUGCUGCUAACCUUUUGCUUCAAUCUAUCACCACUGAAGCUCGUCAAGAAAUGAGUCUUCGCCAGUUGCAAGGCCUCUUCCCUUAUCCCGUCUGGUUUGAAACUGGUCUUCCCCAAUCCUUUGCUUGGACUUUGGUGUCUCCUUACAUUGUUAGCUGCCCUGCUGAAAACCACAAGGUCGUCUGGCAAAACUUCCCUGGCUUGCACGUUGUCAGCCCUCCUACUGCCACCAACUUCACUAACGGAUCUUACCCUCAAUAUCCUAAUGGCACUUACAUGUACCCUGCUGCUGUCUCUACCAACCGUACUCUCCCAUUGUCUUUGCCUGGACAAAUCGUCGAAUUCAGCUGGGAGGCUCCCGGACAACCAAUUGGUCCCAACACCUCUUACAUUACUAAUACUACCGCUAAGGGUCAACCUCAAUUUGCUGCUUGGAUCAGCCAAUUGAACAUUACUUACACUCCCUUGAACCUUACCGGCAACAACAGUGGUGCUACUUAUCAACCAAGCGUUCACCUCUACAACGACUCUACCCAGCAAGUCAUUAACGGUUCAAGCUUUGUUGUCUUAACCGAUGUCGCUUUGCCUCUCACUCCUUUCAAUCUUUCUGCCAUUAACGAACACAUUGUUGCUGGCCCUGCUGUUUAUGCCUCUGGUUAA